CCCAUCUAAAAACGUGUGGCGUAUCGUGACAAAAAUUUGCAUUUGUGUUUUGUGCUAUAAAUAGACCUUUCAAAUUGGCAGUAAUACAGUCUUUCACAGAAAUAAUAGUUACAGACAUAAAAUGUCCACCACACAUAAACAUCGCUAUAAAAAUGUCGCUCUGGAUUCAACAGAGAUGCGUCGCAGACGCGAAGAAGUUGGAAUACAGUUGCGGAAAACAAAACGAGAACAGCAGCUCUCAAAACGUCGCAAUGUUGUUCUGGACUCAACACCGGCGACCACAAGCGCCGGUAGCAGCGGCAGUGGCGAAGUCCAGCUGCACAGCAGUGACAUGCACAUGGCAGACAGUAGCGGGCAGGGUCUGGGAGUGGGUGUGGCCGUGGACGGAGUGCAAGCGCAUGGAGCCGGUCAACAGGAGGCCUCUGGCCAACAGCCAAUUAUUGAUGCAGAGAUGAUACAAAUGCUCUAUAGCGAUAAAGAGAGUGAUCAGCUGGAAGCUACACAAAAGUUUAGAAAACUACUGUCCCGUGAUCCAAAUCCCCCAAUCGAGGACGUAAUAGAGAAAAACAUUGUGCCACAAUUUGUGACCUUCUUGCGCAACAACUCCAAUGCAACACUACAAUUCGAGGCGGCCUGGACAUUGACGAACAUUGCCUCAGGUACCUCACACCAAACAAAGAUUGUUAUUGAUUCCGGCGCAGUGCCCGUAUUCAUUGAGCUGCUGUCGAGUCCUCAUCACGAUGUACAGGAGCAGGCUGUAUGGGCAUUGGGUAACAUAGCUGGUGAUUCACCGGCGUGUCGUGAUCAUUUGCUUAAUUCUGGCAUUUUAUUGCCACUACUGCAUGUGCUGAGCACUUCGGACCGUAUUACUAUGGUGCGGAAUGCCGUUUGGACGCUUUCAAAUUUAUGCCGUGGUAAAAAUCCUCCGGCUGAUUUUUCUAAAAUUGUGCAUGGCUUACCCAUACUUGCGCGCUUACUGCACUACACGGACGCAGAUGUGCUUAGCGAUACGUGUUGGGCCAUUAGCUAUCUAUCUGAUGGGCCAAACGACAAAAUUCAGGCCGUGAUUGACGCGGGUGUCUGUCGGCGACUCGUCGAUUUGCUACUGCAUCCCCAACAGAACGUGAGUACGGCGGCACUGCGCGCUGUUGGCAAUAUUGUCACCGGCGAUGAUCAGCAAACCCAAGUGAUAUUGAGCUAUAAUGCCUUGCCGUGCAUCAGUCUUUUGCUAUGCUCAACGGCUGAAACAAUUAAGAAGGAAGCGUGUUGGACCAUUUCAAAUAUUGCGGCUGGCAAUCGCGAGCAAAUUCAGGCAAUCAUCAAUGCUAACAUUUUCCCUCAGCUAAUGACCAUAAUGCAAACAGCAGACUUUAAAACACGAAAAGAAGCUGCCUGGGCAAUAACUAAUGCAACCAGUAGUGGAACCGCAGAGCAAAUUAAUUAUUUAGUACAGGUCGGCUGUGUGCCGCCAAUGUGCGACUUUCUCACUGUAGUGGAUUCGGAUAUUAUUCAAGUAGCUUUGAAUGCUCUUGAGAAUAUUCUGAAAGCCGGAGAAAAGUUUCAAGUGCGACCAAAUCCUUAUGCAAUAACCAUUGAAGAGUGCGGUGGUCUCGACAAAAUUGAAUAUCUGCAGGCACACGAGAAUCGCGAUAUUUAUCAUAAAUCAUUCUACAUUAUUGAACAAUACUUUGGCAACGAAGAGGAGGACACGCGUGUGGCGCCCGUUGCUGGCAGUCAGCAGUAUGAGUUCAAUCCGCAAAAUCAGCCUAAUAAUGGAUUUAAUUUCUAGCAUGACAAAAAACAAGCACUGCAAAUUAAACCGUUCGCAAAUGGUAAUCUCCCAGAUGAACCGUGAAAGUAGCAUCAGAAUGUCUGUAGAGAGGGCGUAGAAAGACAUGCACUGACAACACCUCAGUGUGCAGUCAUUAGCAUUUAAGUCAUAAGGGCCCGAAAUUUAAUUUACUUUUAGUACUUUGUUUGUUUUCUUUUGUUAUAUACUCCAAUUAUUAUUAUUUGCGAAAGCGUUCCAAAAAUUCGAUGUGUGCAGACGGUCCAGGACCGCAACUCGUGCAUUUUAAU
Drosophila navojoa is the source of this 2079-nucleotide messenger RNA. It is a transcript of the gene Kap-alpha1, whose product is annotated as karyopherin alpha1. Gene Ontology annotation, biological process: protein import into nucleus. Gene Ontology annotation, molecular function: nuclear import signal receptor activity; protein binding. The record is from RefSeq and is a predicted model, not a curated record. Gene Ontology annotation, cellular component: cytoplasm. Lineage: Eukaryota; Metazoa; Arthropoda; Insecta; Diptera; Drosophilidae.